Molecule: messenger RNA, 2438 nt
Organism: Xyrauchen texanus (razorback sucker)
Lineage: Eukaryota; Metazoa; Chordata; Actinopteri; Cypriniformes; Catostomidae
Product: SH2 domain-containing protein 5-like
Exons: 9
Coding region: 580-1764 (394 amino acids)
Cellular component (GO): postsynaptic density
Source: RefSeq, a predicted model, not a curated record
CGGAAGAUUCAACCCACCCUGUCAGGUUCAGUCCCUCGGAGUAAUGAAUGUGUGUUUAUGUUUGUUACUUUUGUCUGCUUUGGUCGCUGACAUUACCAUUGAUUUCGAGAUAUUUUACGUUUUAAUGCAAGCGUUUAUUAUGAAUGUGUUUUUUUUGUCGAAGAACCUGCCUCGCGCACACUAUGACUGUGCUUCAAAACCUAGUGAGCCACCUACCUAGACAGCAUUUUUGGACAUCACAGGCGCGUUCCGAGUCUUCUGAUCGCUGCACGAGACUAUGAUCCUCAUAUUGCUGUCUAGCUAGGUUUUUAAACACGGGUUUGAAACAUCUCUGAGUAAUACUUGGGAUUUCAAUAGUAAAUAUUGGAAGAGUCACUUUAACAGCAAGUGUUAAAAAUGCCUUUCCUUCACUGCUUAUACAGUGUUCUUAUUCGUGUAAAUCCAAAUGUUUAAGGUGAAACUUGGUUCCUAAUGCAGUUCUAACUUGUGUUGAAACUUCUGCGUUUGGACAAACAUGUGCUGACCUCUUGAUUUUACAGUAAACAGAUAAGGCAAACAACUUAAAGCACAGAUUGAGACAUGGGUGAGACCGCUGGCAGAGAGCACGGGAUUGUUACAAGAUCUGCUGAGUAUAUUGGGUCAUUUCCUGUAGAUGACAGAUGUUUGGAUGAUCAAAUUCAGCAGCUGCACUCUCAGCUAAAGUCCCUAAACAAUUGCAGGAGCAAGCGUGCAGUUUCCUUAAAAUUCUCUGUCAAAGGAGUCAAAGUGUAUGAUGAAGAUGAAACGACGCUUCUCAUGGCUCAUGCCAUGUAUCGAGUCUCGCUGUCCACCGCCCGUCCAUCUGAUGCACAGUUUGCCUUUGUCUCUCAUAAUCCCGGGGGUUCUGAUGCCCAGCUCUACUGCCACCUCUUCAGAGCCAGACAUGCCCGAGCUGCCCAGUUCCUGAAUCUACUGCUUUGCCGUUGUUUCCAACUGUAUUUUCUGGAGAAGCACCCAGAGGAAGCCCAGAAGGAGUGUUCUGAGAAGACACCCUCUCGAACCCUAUCUCUGCUUCAUCAGGGUUUCCCUCUCAGUGUUAGCGCCUUGGUGUCCUUCAGAAGGGCACCAACUCAAGGCCUCCUGCCAGGGGAAAAGGUUCUCUCCGAGCCAAAUACGGAGCUUGUUAGCAGUCCUGAGGAGGGUCCCACUUCCUCUCCCACUAUAGUUCGUAAAAUGGCGAUCCGGACCAAAAAGCUGCGCUCUGGAGCGUACCGCUCUUUUACCUUUACUCCCCUCAAACAGCACCAUCUGCAGGAUAAAUUGAGUGCUCCACAAGAAAAGGCUCCAGAAAGUGCAAAAGCAUGCAGGACUCGAGCACCCAGUUUGGCAGAAGAAGCUCUGGCUCAAGCUGUAUGGUGCUGGGCUGGCGUGUCUAGUGAUUGUACCGCCAUGCUACUGGCAGAUGAUGUCCUUGGUGCCUUUCUGCUGUGUCCCCAUCCCAAAAAGCCUGAUCACGGGUCUCUUAUAGUUCACUUUCCAUCAGGUCUGGCAACCUAUGCUAUAAAGAAUUCCAAAGGGAAAUUCCUCCUUGAGAAAUGCCACAAUAAGUUUGAAAGCCUAGCUGCUCUGAUUGAGCACUACACUGAGUUCAGUGAAGAGCUGGAAUGUUCUCUGAGUAACGCCCGUGUCAACCACUGCUAUGAUUGGGAGGAAAUUGUAAACAAGAGCUCACAUUCACAACAGGACAGCAAGAAAGGCACAUUAAAAAACCAAAGUUGGGUAUGAAUCCUGUCUUUCCCCCAAUGUGGUUACUACCAAUUUUCUUUUUUUUUUUAAAUGUAACUUUUUUAUUAUUUAAAUUUUUAAAGAUUCAAUAGCUGCUGGCAUUGGUAAGGCUUCCUAACCAGGAUCUUCAGAUACUGGCACCCUUUUUUUAUAUAGACACUUGUUUUGCCUGUUGGCAAUAACCUCAAUUAACUUAAACUCACCUUAUGCACUUCAGUUUUGUCUUUUUUUUUUUUUUUUUUUGGAAAGAAGCACAUAUUGGGAUUAUCAUGUUAAUGGCAUUUUUAGUUUUUUUUUAUGUAUACUUUACAAGUUUAGCAAAGGCACUGACUAUAUCUUUUGUAUGUACUCUGUCGUAACUUGUAUUUUCUUGAAAUAAUUUGUCUUCUCUGUGCGCCUAUAUGGGAGCUGUAUAUAUUGGUUUUGUGGGUUGUAUAUAUUGGUCUUUUGGGGUUGUUUUUGUUUUUUUCCACCAGUUGAAAGAACUUUGGUUAAGCCUCAAAUUCUAAAAAUGUUCACUUUCCAGUUCAUUGAUUUUGUCAUUGACUGACUUUGCUACCUUAAUGUUUUCUCCUUCUUAAAUGCAUUUUGUCUCUCUUGAAUACACUUAUUGCCUUUGCACCAAUGUAAAUUAUUUGUCUUGCCUCUUUGCAUAAACAUUUUUUUUACAGUCA